This is a messenger RNA of Gilbertella persicaria, 1683 nucleotides long. RefSeq names its product ALIX V-shaped domain binding to HIV-domain-containing protein. NCBI's taxonomy places the organism in Eukaryota, Fungi, Mucoromycota, Mucoromycetes, Mucorales, Choanephoraceae. Gene Ontology annotation, molecular function: protein binding. The transcript has 5 exons. The coding region runs from base 1 to 1683 and encodes 560 amino acids. The record is from RefSeq and is a predicted model, not a curated record. Gene Ontology annotation, cellular component: endosome.
AUGAGAAUUGCACCCACGAUUGACAUGUCAUCAUAUGCAUUACAGACACUUAUCAACUUGAUGCUUGGACAGGCACAAGAAUGUGUUUGGCAAAAGGCAGCCAUGGAUCAAUUACGAGAUGGAACCAUUGCUCGCUUGGCUUUCAAGGUAUCCGAGUUUUAUGAGACAGCCUAUGAAUUUGCAUCCAACUCGACUAUUCAGGCUGUAUAUCCUAAAGCAUGGAUCAUUCAUAUGCAAGUCAAAGCACUCCAUUUCAAUGCAGCAGCUCAGUUUCGAAAAUCCUGUGAAUGUAUCUCACAAGACAAAUACGGAGAAGAAGUGGCUCGUCUACAGUUAUCGUCUGAUUAUGUAAGACGUGCCUUCGAUCUAGUCAGAUCCACAGGGUUCGCUCGAAUGCAAGGCUCCACUGCUGUCAUGAACGAUCUGAAGCCCUUGCAGCAAAUCAUCAGUACAAAUUUAGCCAGAGCAGAAAAAGACAAUGAUAUGGUCAAGGCUGCUCCUCCUGCUGAAGUUUCAGACCCUGUAUCACUCAUGAUGAAUGCUGAAAAAAUAGAGGCAUCACCACACCCAGUGAUUGGUUUACCCUUGUUUCAAAAGCUAGUGCCUUUUGCUGUGCAUCAGGCAGCUAGUGUCUAUAUGGACAGAAAAGAAAGACUGGUCAAAGAAGACAUCAUAUCCAAGUUGGAAGAACUUACUGGCGUAUACCAUAGCUCUAUUGCAUCUCUAAACUUACCUGCUCUGCUUGCUACAGCAGAAAAUACCACAGGUCUACCUGACUCUAUUCUAAGACAAGCUGCUGAAGUGAGAAGUGGUGGCGGAUCACAAUCACUUUAUGAUAUUUGGGAGCAAGUUCAAAAGGCUUCUUCAAGAAAUGGAGAAAUUCUUGAAGAGGCUUUUAAUGUACUUGAUGAAGAACAUGAAACAGAUGAAGCCUUGAGAACCAAAUUCUCUAAAGAUUGGAGAAGACCAGAAUCGCAAUUGUUGACACAGCAACUAACAGCUCAAGGACAAAAGCAUCGACAAACACUUUUAUCUGCCCAAAAGGCGGAUUUGAUUGUCCGUAAUAAGCUUGAUACAUGGGCAAAUAUUAUUGACGUCUUGACACUGACAAAAGAAGAACUCGAAAAUUCAAUUCCUUCUUCAGACGGUGGUAAUGAUAAUGAGAAUGAUACGAAUGGACAAGACAGUCUGUUGCGCAUCAAGCGACUUACUGAAGAUAUGAAUCAAAACAUUCGAUUAAGAAAAGACUUGAUCAACCAAGUCAAAAAGGCUUCAAAUGCAGAUGAUAUCUCACCUGCUUUGCUCAAGAAAGCAGCAGAAUUAACUGCCAAGUCACCCAUUGUCAAGAUUGAAGCAGCUCAGUUUGAAGAUUUGUUUAUAGAAGAGCUAAGAAAAUACGAUCAUUUUAUCAUGACAGUCGAUCAACAAGAUGAGCAGCAAAGCACCGUAUUGAGACAAUUGCAUGAUGCUUAUUACCAGCAUAAAGCAAGAACAGACAAUUCCAACAGUAGUGGAAAUGCGAAACGAGAAAAGGCCUUACAAAACUUGACUCAGGCUUAUUUUAAAUACAAAGAAAUCAAGACAAACUUAUCUGAGGGACUCAAAAAAUUGACAAGGGGAAUAAGUAACAUGUCUAUUCAACCAGAAGGAUCUCAACAAAGAACCAAUUGGUCUCAUUGGUAG